AUGGCGGGUAGGGCAAGUGUCCAAGUCCAGCAGCUGGACGCUAGGGAGGCACCCCGAGGCCCCGCCUCCUCCUCCGUGGCCGGGACCGGGAGGGCCCCAGUGCGCGCGCGCUUCGCUCCCGGCCCCAUUGCGCGCGCCCCUGGCGCCGGGGUGAGCGUGGCUCCGGGCCGCGGUGGCCUGAGGCCUGCCCGGCUGGGCCCCGUCUCCUCCCAGCCUGACCCUCCCGCCGCACCUCCGCGCCGAGGCGCGGUCCCGCGUGACACGCGCACCUGCCGGGGCGGCGGCCCUGCGGAAGAGGAGGCGUGGGCCGGGGUCGCAGAUCCGCACCGGGAAGCCCCCGGGAGCGACUCCCCGCCUGCCGCGCCCGUCCGCCCCGGCCACUUCCCGGAGGAGCGGCGGGCUCUGCGGAGCCGGAUGAAGCACCCAGGCCUUUGGAAGAUGUUUUCAGCGGCCUUGUACAUGACCCUUCUGGGCUGCUUGCAGGCCCAGGAGCUCCAGGGACACAUUUCCAUCAUCCUCCUGGGAGCGACCGGAGACCUGGCUAAGAAGUACUUGUGGCAGGGACUGUUCCAGCUGUACCUGGAUGAGGGGGCAAAGGGCCACAGUUUUAGCUUCCAUGGAGCUGCUCUGACAGCCCCCCAGCAGGGCCAAGAGCUCAUGGCCAAAGCCCUGGAAUCCCUCUCUUGCCCCAAGGACGUGGCACCCAGUAACUGUGCCGAGCUCAAGGGUCAGUUCCUGCGACUGAGCCAGUACCGCCAACUGAAGACAGCUGAGGACUACCAGACUCUGAGCAAGGACAUCGAGGCCCAGGUCCAGCACAAAGGACUCCAGGAGACUGGCAGGAUCUUCUACUUUUCUGUGCCACCCUUCGCCUAUGCGGACAUUGCCCGCAACAUCAAUAGCAGCUGCCGGCCAGGCCCAGGUGCCUGGCUGCGGGUUGUCCUCGAGAAACCCUUUGGCCACGACCAACUCUCAGCCCAGCAGCUGGCUUCAGAACUUGGGAGCUUUUUCCAGGAGGAAGAGAUGUACCGGGUAGACCAUUACCUGGGCAAACAGGCUGUGGCUCAGAUCCUACCCUUCCGAGACCAGAACCGCAAAGCCCUGGAUGGCCUGUGGAACAGGCACCACGUGGAGCGCGUGGAGAUCAUCAUGAAGGAGACUGUGGAUGCAGAAGGUGCGUGAGAGGCCUGGCGCCCUGUGCCUC
Jaculus jaculus (lesser Egyptian jerboa) is the source of this 1204-nucleotide messenger RNA. It is a transcript of the gene H6pd, whose product is annotated as hexose-6-phosphate dehydrogenase/glucose 1-dehydrogenase. Bases 1 to 1182 code for a protein of 393 amino acids. Gene Ontology annotation, biological process: pentose-phosphate shunt, oxidative branch; glucose metabolic process. Gene Ontology annotation, molecular function: NADP binding; glucose-6-phosphate dehydrogenase activity. The record is from RefSeq and is a predicted model, not a curated record. NCBI's taxonomy places the organism in Eukaryota, Metazoa, Chordata, Mammalia, Rodentia, Dipodidae. Gene Ontology annotation, cellular component: endoplasmic reticulum. The transcript is spliced from 5 exons.